Molecule: messenger RNA, 826 nt
Organism: Salvia hispanica
Lineage: Eukaryota; Viridiplantae; Streptophyta; Magnoliopsida; Lamiales; Lamiaceae
Product: large ribosomal subunit protein uL13w-like
Biological process (GO): translation; negative regulation of translation
Cellular component (GO): ribosome; cytosolic large ribosomal subunit
Molecular function (GO): mRNA binding; structural constituent of ribosome
Source: RefSeq, a predicted model, not a curated record
CCUCAAACCCUAAUCUCCGCCAGCGCCAGCCCCCAUUUCGUCCGCCUCAGAGAGAGAGAGAGAGAGAAAAAUGGUGUCGGGUUCGGGGAUCUGCGCGAAGAGAGUGGUGGUGGACGCCAGGAACCACAUGCUCGGACGCCUGGCCUCCAUUUUGGCCAAGGAGCUCUUGAACGGCCAGAGAGUCGUCGUCGUCCGCUGCGAGGAAAUCUGCCUCUCCGGCGGCCUCGUUCGCCAGAAAAUGAAGUACCUUCGCUUCCUCCGCAAGCGUAUGAACACCAAGCCCUCACAUGGCCCCAUCCACUUCCGUGCUCCUUCCAAAAUUCUCUGGAGGACUAUUCGUGGAAUGAUUCCUCACAAGACUAAGAGAGGAGAGGCUGCUCUUGCUCGUCUCAAGGUUUACGAAGGUGUACCCCCACCAUAUGAUAAGAUCAAGAGGAUGGUCAUUCCAGAUGCCCUCAAGGUUUUGAGGCUUCAAGCUGGGCACAAGUAUUGCCUGUUGGGAAGACUGUCAUCUGAAGUCGGAUGGAACCAUUAUGAUACCAUCAGGGAGUUGGAGAAGAAGAGGAAAGAACGAGCUCAGGUAACAUAUGAGAGGAGGAAGCAGUUGACAAAAUUGAGGGUUAAGGCUGAGAAGAUUGCCCAAGAGAAGCUUGGUUCCCAACUCGACGUUAUUACUCCGAUCAAAUAUUGAAUUUAGUGUUGUAGUCCUUUGCUGUGACAAUUUUGAUGGUUACUAGUUUGCUUUUUGGAUUUGAUUUGAUUAGUAAUUCAUGUCCUCGGAAUAUCUUAUUUUCGCAUGUCAAUUAAAUCAGAAUUUUAUUGUGUA